AUGCCGCUGGUCAAAAGAAACAUCGAGCCACGCCACCUCUGCCAGGGCGCCUUGCCCGAGGGCAUCGGCGGGGAGCUGGAGUACGUCACCAACAACUCCCUGUCUGCCAUCAUCCGCCAGCUCAGCUGCCUCAGCAAACAUGCAGAGGACGUGUUCGGAGAGCUGUUCGAUGAGGCCAACACCUUCUAUGUGCGCGCCAACUCCCUGCAGGACCGCGUCGACCGCCUGGCUGUCAAGGUCACCCAGCUGGACUCUAGCGUGGAGGAGGUGUCUCUUCAGGACAUCAACAUGAGGAAAGCGUUCAAGAGCUCCACCCUCCAGGACCAGCAGGUGGUGUCCAAGAGCACUACACCCACCUCCGUGGACCACCUGUACACCACCAGUGAACCGCCCCCGCCCCUUGGCGGCCUCAACGCCUUCAGAGAGGACAACGUGGAUGCCAUGAAGUUCUACACGGACCCGUCGUACUUCUUCGACCUGUGGAAGGAGAAGAUGCUGCAGGACACGGAGGAGAAGAAGAAGGAGCGGAGGAGGCUCAGAGAGCAGAAGCGCUUCGUGGACAGCAGCACGCUGCAGCGCGAGGCCAAGAAGGUGCGGAAGGCGGGGAACCGCCGGCAGGAGUGGAACAUGAUGGCGUUCGACAAGGAGCUCCGCCCGGACCCCCGCCGCGCCCAGAGCCUCCGGCGGGGGGGCUCGUUGGAGCGGUGUCUGUCCCCAGACGGCAGACGGGACCUCCCAGACUUCCCAGUGCCCCCCUGCCCGCCGCAUGCCAGCCAUCAUCCCAAGGGGCAUGGCUACGUGGCGGCCAACCCCUCGCCCCCCGCAGAGCACGAGUACCAGAGCAUCGAAGCACACCCCGGGGGCGGGGCUCCGGGAUACUCCAAAAAACGAAGUCACUCAGCUGAGCCAAUCAACGGCUUCCCUCUGCCACCUGUGGACUACAAGUCAGCAGAGUUCCCUCCCAGCUCCAGACACCCCCCCCCAGGUCCCUCCAUCCCCUCCACCCUGACUGCCUUCGCCUCUCCCGUGGGUGCUCUGCCCCCCACCCCUCACAUUGGCCCGGGCUACUCCCUCCCACCCAUACCUGCCCUGGGUAGUCGCAUGGCCGUGGUUCCACCCCCUCCCGGACCCCCGCCCCCUCCCCUCCCUCCGGCCCCUCCCCCCCACAUGGCGGGCUACGGUAAGGGAGGCUCGAUGGCGUCGGACUCCAAGCCUGGGGGAGACGCCAGGAGUGACCUGCUCUCAGCGAUACACAUGGGAAUCCAGCUGAAGCAGGUUCAGGAGCUUCAAGAGCAGCAGAACAAGCCGGUUGGGAACGACGUGGCGACCAUUCUGUCACGACGCAUCGCCGUAGAGUACAGCGACUCCGACGACGACUCAGAGCUCGAGGACAAUGAUUGGUCGGAUUAA
Molecule: messenger RNA, 1410 nt
Organism: Gadus chalcogrammus (walleye pollock)
Lineage: Eukaryota; Metazoa; Chordata; Actinopteri; Gadiformes; Gadidae
Product: actin-binding protein WASF3-like
Exons: 8
Coding region: 1-1410 (469 amino acids)
Biological process (GO): actin cytoskeleton organization; positive regulation of Arp2/3 complex-mediated actin nucleation
Cellular component (GO): cytoskeleton; lamellipodium; SCAR complex
Molecular function (GO): protein kinase A regulatory subunit binding; actin binding; Arp2/3 complex binding
Source: RefSeq, a predicted model, not a curated record